This is a messenger RNA of Eucalyptus grandis, 3575 nucleotides long. RefSeq names its product pleiotropic drug resistance protein 3. The transcript is spliced from 19 exons. Gene Ontology annotation, molecular function: ABC-type transporter activity; ATP binding; ATP hydrolysis activity. Gene Ontology annotation, cellular component: membrane. The coding region runs from base 16 to 3558 and encodes 1180 amino acids. NCBI's taxonomy places the organism in Eukaryota, Viridiplantae, Streptophyta, Magnoliopsida, Myrtales, Myrtaceae. The record is from RefSeq and is a predicted model, not a curated record.
AUUGACAAAUGAUGUAUGGUCAAGGUCAAGGGAGAGAUUUCCUACAAUGGUUACAAGCUGAAUGAGUUUGUUCCUCAGAAGACUUCAGCCUAUAUAAGCCAAUAUGAUUUGCAUAUUUCCGAGAUGACUGUGAGGGAGACGCUCGACUUCUCUGCACGUUGUCAGGGUGUCGGAGGAAGGGCAGACAUAUUGAAAGAAGUUAGCAGAAGGGAGAAGCAAGCAGGAAUUAAUCCAGAGCCAAGCAUAGACACAUACAUGAAGGCAAUAUCAGUAGGAGGGCUGAAAAGAACGCUCCAAACAGACUACAUAUUAAAGGUUCUUGGACUCGAUAUCUGCGCAGAUACAAUUGUAGGGGAUGCGAUGAACAGAGGAAUUUCCGGUGGCCAAAAGAGAAGGUUGACAACUGGGGAAAUGAUAAUUGGUCCGGCGAGAGUUUUAUUUAUGGACGGGAUAUCAACAGGCUUGGACAGCUCCACUACCUUUCAGAUCAUUUCAUGCUUGCAGCAAUUGGCACACAUAACAGACUCCACUAUCUUGGUGUCGCUUCUUCAGCCAGCACCCGAAACUUAUGAUCUCUUUGAUGACAUUAUUUUAAUGGCAGAGGGACAUACAGUGUACCAUGGACCUCGGACCGAAGUUCUCAAGUUCUUUGAACACUGUGGUUUCAAGUGCCCAACUAGAAAAGGCAUUUCUGACUUUCUCCAAGAAGUAGUUUCGGAAAAAGACCAGGAACAAUACUGGCAUCACAAAGACCGGACUUAUAGUUUCAUAUCUCCAAGCAUGUUUGCGAGGAUGUUUAAAGAGAUUCCGAUGGCAAAGAAAUUAGACGAGGAACUUGCCAGGCCUUUUGAGAAAUCUGAGCUUCACAGAAGUGCCUUAUCUUUCGAAAUUUACUCGUUAAAAAAGUGGGAGUUGUUCAAAGCGUGUCUUUCGAGAGAAUGGCUCCUCAUGAAGCGCAACUGGUUUGUUCAUGCCUUCAAAUCAGCACAGAUUGUGGUAGUUGCUGUCAUAACGGUGACCGUCUUCUGGCGGACACGAAUGAAAGUCGAUUUGGUGCAUGCAGAUCUUUUCAUGGGUUCCCUAUAUUACGCUCUCAUCCGACUCAUGGUUAUUGGCAUUCAGGAGCUGGCAAUGACUGUUUCUAGACUUGGAGUCUUCUACAAGCAACGGGAUUUUUUCUUCUAUCCUGCAUGGGCUUAUACCAUUCCAGCGGCUGUACUGAAAAUCCCAUUCUCUUUACUUGAUGCGUUUCUGUGGACAGCUAUUACCUAUUACGGAGUAGGUUAUAGUCCUGAACCACAAAGGUUCUUUUAUCAAAUCUUCCUGCUCUUCCUAGUGCAUCAAGUAUCGAUAUCAAUGUUCCGAUUGAUAGCUUCUGUAGUUCGAAAUCCACCUGUUGCAGCAAUUUGCAGUCUAUUCUCUUUACUUGUUUUGUUUUUAUUCGGUGGCUUCAUCAUCCCAAAACCUUCUCUACCCGGUUGGUUGGAGUGGGGCUUCUGGUUCUCUCCGUUGUCAUAUGCAGAAAUAGGUGCUUCCCUUAAUGAGUUUCUCGCCCCAAGGUGGCAAAAGGUUUCAUCUCUUAACGGCACUUUGGGGCAGCAAGUGCUCAAAGAGCGUGGACUAGAUUAUGGCGACUACUUUUACUGGAUAUCACUUGGGUCUUUGAUUGGAUUUUGGAUGGUUUUCAACAUUGGGUUCACCUGUGCUCUGAGUUUUUCUGAAGGGAUGGUUUUACCAUUUGAACCCACAACUCUAACAUUUGAAAAUGUCCGGUACUUCGUCCAAACACCCAAGAAACUGAAAGAGCAAGGUUUCCCAGAGAGAAGACUACAGCUUCUUCGAGAUAUUACUGGAGCAUUCAGACCCGGAGUCCUGACGGCUUUGAUGGGCAUUAGUGGAGCGGGGAAAACAACGUUGAUGGAUGUUCUUUCAGGAAGGAAAACUGGCGGUUCUAUCGAAGGAGAUAUAAAGGUUGGAGGGUAUCCUAAAGUUCAAGCCGCGUAUGCCAGAAUAUCUGGCUACUGUGAACAAACCGACAUACAUUCUCCACAAGUCACAAUUGAGGAGUCGGUGGCAUACUCAGCUUGGUUGAGGUUGCCGGCCCACAUUGACAAAAAUACAAGAGCCGAAUUUGUGGCUGCAGUACUCGAAAUGAUUGAGCUAGAUGACAUAAAAGGUACUAUAGUUGGUGUUCCUGGUGUAACCGGUAUAUCGACUGAGCAGCGUAAGCGGCUGACUAUAGCAGUGGAGCUUGUCGCCAACCCGUCGAUCAUAUUCAUGGAUGAACCUACUUCUGGUCUUGAUGCCAGAGCGGCCGCCAUUGUAAUGCGAGUCGUGAAGAAUAUUGUUAGCACAGGGAGGACAAUUGUGUGCACAAUUCACCAGCCAAGCAUUGACAUAUUCGAGGCUUUUGACGAGCUGAUCCUGAUGAAAAGAGGAGGCCAAAUUAUAUACUCUGGAGAGCUUGGCGAGCAUUCGAACAAGCUUAUUAAAUAUUUUGAGAGUAUUCCCGGAGUGCCAAAAAUCAAGGAUAAUUACAAUCCUGCAACGUGGAUGCUGGAGAUCACAAGUCCUUCCCUAGAAUCUCAACUUGGUAUAGACUACGGCAUCAUUUAUAAGGAGUCUGAUCAGUGCAGGUCAAAUCAAGAAUUAGUUAGAGAGCUCAGUUCGCCAGCGGCUGGCACAAAAGAAAUAUGUUUCUCUGCGCCCUUCCCGCAAAAUAGGUGGGAGCAGUUCAAAGCAUGCUUGUGGAAACAACAUUUAACCUACUGGAGAAGCCCCAAGUACAACCUGGUGCGCCUGUUAUUCAUUACAGCGUCUUCCUUGUUGUGUGCUGCUCUCCUUUGGCAGAAAGGAAAGGAUAUAAAUGACGAGCAGGAUCUUCUCAACAUACUUGGAUCAAUGUUUAUCUUUGUGCAAUUCACCGGGAUAGGCAACUGCUCUUCGGUUCUGCCAUUUAUUGCUACCGAACGUAUCGUUGUCUACAGGGAAAGAUUCGCCGGAAUGUACUCAUCGUGGUCCUAUUCAUUUGCUCAGGUGGUUAUCGAAAUUCCAUACCUCUUCGUGCAAGCGGUUCUGUUUGUGCUGAUAACAUUCCCUGCCAUAGGUUUCUACGUCUCAUUCUAUAAAGUGUUUUGGUACUUCUACACCAUGUUUUGUACAUUGCUCUGUUUCAACUACUAUGGAAUGAUGCUGGUUUCACUGACACCCACGUACCAAGUGGCUGCAUUGUUCGCGAGUUUUUCCUACACUUUGUUCAAUCUAUUCUCUGGAUUCCUCAUUCCUGGACCCGAUAUUCCGGUGUGGUGGCGUUGGUGUUACUGGAUAUGCCCGAACGCGUGGUCCUUGAGAGGUCUGCUUAGCUCACAAUAUGGAGACAUCCAUAAAGAGAUCACAGUCUAUGGACAACAGACGACAAUCAGCGCCUUCCUGGAAAGUUAUUUCGGAUAUCAGUACAAUCAACUCUACAUCGUAGCCAUCGUGCUUUUGGCCUUUCCGCUGAUUUUCACGUCCAUAUUCGCUUGUGCCAUUGCUAGAGUGAACUUCCAAAACAGAUGAAAAGGAGUGUAGAGACU